GAUUAGGUACGUACUCUUCUAUAAAUUGUGGCCACAGUGGUUGUUCUUGUUCGCCGAUAAUACGAGUAUAAUAUAUGUUUUGCAGACGACAGUCUAGUUCGGAUCGUCUAAUCUCAAUAAAGCUAUCGAUUAGUAAGACAAUUAAAGUGCGGCGUAAGAAAUCCUUUUUGUUAUUUAAAACAAUGUUUGAAAAUAGUCUUAUUGGAUAAUCCAAGAUAUUAACUUUAAACGAUAGGACCGUUUAUUCGGUGAUCAAAACAAAAUAAUUUCAAACCAUUUUGUUUAUCGAUUGAUUAAGUUACAGGAUUUACAACUCAAUCGCCCAAUACAGUCAAACAAAAGCGUCGCCUUAGUGCAAACAUUCUAAAACUUAACCACGGGGUAGUAAAACACAGAUAUGCCGAUUUAAGUGUACAUUCUUAAUUUGAAAUGGAAAGUGGUCUGAAGUUCAUACAUAUUGUUAAUCUCUGCAAGUCGAGACGGUGUGGUUGUUAGGGUAUAGAAAACAUAGGAGUUAUUUGUAUCGCGCAUACAAGACAUCUAUUCGACGUUUCGAAAACGCACUUGAUCGUAAAUUAAAUUUUAUUACUCCAGGAUAUUGAUAGAGGAUUAGUUAUUGAAAGUGUUCACCGUAAUUUAUUUAUGUUUUGAGGAAUUCAAAAUAGGUUGAUAUUUGGUUGUUAAACUGAAACAAGGAGUUUAGAUAAUAAUAUGGCUGCGGCGGACAAAGGGCUGAAAGCGAACGCAGCUUCAAAAUGUAACUUCGUGGCUCAAGACCAGAUAUGGAAAGACCACGUGAAGUUGGAGGAGACGGCGUCUCGCUUCUGGCCGAACAAGUGGAAGUUCAUGACGACGAAAUACGAAGAUUUAGUUAAAGACGAAAUACCCAAGAAAGAAAAACGCCACAAAGACGUGGAGCCUAUAGAGCCGCACCCCGUAACACCCAUAGAAAAAUAUAUCAAAGUGGAUCCCUCUCCCAAGCCCUAUCCGCGAACUACUGCACAGAAUAUUGGUUGGAGGUCAACAGAGGCCGCCCUGGCGCUAGACAGGUACGGGAAGUACGCGAAACCCAAGGGUGGAUUGGUGCGCCAAUUAAAAUGGCCUAAUGAGGCAAUCUCUUAACACUCAUCUCCCAAUUGGCUUUAACCCAAUCCAUAACAGGGGUCGCUCUUGCAAAUCUUCUUUACCACAAAAUUACUAAGGGACCUCACUGUGAGAAGUUUGCUUCCUUAUUGACGUGGAGAAGAAACUUUUAUAACCGGCUAUAUGUUAAAAUGUAAAGGCAAUGUUCCCGAACAACACUAUGUUAAUGUGAGCGUUCCAAUUGUACAUUAGUUUUAGUGUACUCUCUCCACAAAAACAUUUCAUUAUUUAUAAUGGUUUAUUAUGAUAUAUUAUGAACAGUAUUAUUGUGAACAUGUUUAAGUAAUGUAUAACUUUUUUUUUACAUAAUUGACUUUCUCUUUUGUCAAUGUUCCUAGCAUGUCAUGCGAAAUUUUUUCGAAAAAGUAAUUCCAAAACGGAAAAAUGGUUGUGUUUACACGAAACGUUUUCUUGUAAAAUUAUACUCACAGCAAUUGUAACUCAUUAUUGUAUUUUUAUAAAUAAAUAACUUUGUUCUGAUGGUACUGUACAAACAGAUAAAUAGCUAAAAGGCAAAACUUAUUUAUUAUGUAAAAUUUGCUCGGUUUUCUGACGCAUGCUUGCAACAAUGCAUAUUCAGAUGCGUUUUUUAAUGUAUAUUGUAAUGUUAUAUAGGUGUGCGUGGUUUGCAAAUCUGGAAAUGUACAAGCUUCUGUGAUUGUAUUUUAUCAAAUUGUUUAUGUUACAUUAAAAGUUGUAGUUGAUAAGCGUA
This is a messenger RNA of Dreissena polymorpha, 1855 nucleotides long. RefSeq lists its product as uncharacterized. The record is from RefSeq and is a predicted model, not a curated record. The coding region runs from base 712 to 1122 and encodes 136 amino acids. The transcript is spliced from 3 exons. NCBI's taxonomy places the organism in Eukaryota, Metazoa, Mollusca, Bivalvia, Myida, Dreissenidae.